Messenger RNA from Andrographis paniculata, 2227 nucleotides. Its product is annotated as electron transfer flavoprotein-ubiquinone oxidoreductase, mitochondrial. The record is from RefSeq and is a predicted model, not a curated record. Gene Ontology annotation, molecular function: electron-transferring-flavoprotein dehydrogenase activity; iron-sulfur cluster binding. Lineage: Eukaryota; Viridiplantae; Streptophyta; Magnoliopsida; Lamiales; Acanthaceae. Gene Ontology annotation, biological process: electron transport chain. The transcript has 18 exons. Gene Ontology annotation, cellular component: mitochondrial inner membrane. Bases 121 to 2064 code for a protein of 647 amino acids.
ACCUUGGAAAAAGGAAAACCGUAAACUGAAAUGCAUCAUACGCAGCAAAGGAGACAUUCCCCGUAGAUAGGCGAAAAAUUGUACAUCCUCCUCGUACGUUUGUCCAACUAUUAUCAAAUCAUGCUUAGAUUCAUCUCUUCUCCCAAAUCCAAAUCCUCAAAAUCCGCUUUAUGCAACUCGGUCGCUGUUCAUGUCCCACCUUUUUACCCGCCGUCUGACGCCUCUCCUCGUACGCAGUCCCGUGCUAGAAAUCUUCACUCAUGUUUGGAUUCCUUGUACUCGACAAGAACUUCGGUUUUAAGUCGAAGAAGAGAAGGAUUUUUUUCAGCUGCGUUCGAAAGAAUCCGUCCGAGAAUUGCAGAAUUUGGUCGGAAUGGAAUUGGGCUUUGGAGGUGCCUUGGUCCGGCUUCGGGAGUGAAGAGUUUCUGCACGGAAACCGUGAGCCGAGAGUCGUUGAAUUAUGACGUGGUGAUUGUUGGGGCAGGGCCUGCUGGGUUAUCAGCAGCUAUAAGAUUGAAACAACUUUGCAAGGAGAAGGAUGUUGAUUUAUCAGUUUGUGUUGUGGAGAAGGGGGCUGAAGUAGGUGCUCAUAUACUAUCAGGAAAUGUGUUUGAACCUCGAGCAUUGAAUGAGCUUCUGCCAAACUGGAAACAGGAAGAGGCACCUAUCCAUGUUCCUGUUUCUUCUGAUAAAUUUAUGUUACUUUCUAAAAGCCGUGCUUUCUCCUUGCCUUCACCAUUCAAUAACAAAGGAAACUAUGUCAUAAGUUUGAGUCAGUUAGUGCGUUGGCUGGGACUAAAGGCUGAAGAAUUAGGAGUUGAAAUUUACCCAGGCUUUGCAGCCCAUGAGAUUCUGUAUGACACUGAUGGCAAAGUUAUUGGUAUUGCAACCAAUGACAUGGGAGUGGCUAAAGAUGGCUCUAAGAAAGACAAUUUUCAACCCGGUGUUGAGUUGAAGGGUCGGGUGACACUGCUUGGAGAGGGCUGUCGAGGUUCUCUGUCAGAGACAGUGAUUAAAAAAUUCAACUUGCGAGAGAAAGGGGAAGGGCAACACCAGACUUAUGCUUUGGGGAUUAAGGAGGUUUGGGAAGUUAAUACUGACAAGCAUCAACCUGGCUCUGUACUACACACACUAGGCUGGCCAUUGGAUCCGAAGACCUAUGGGGGAUCUUUCUUGUAUCAUAUGAAAGAUAGGCAGGUGGCUAUUGGAUUUGUGGUUGCAUUAAACUAUCACAAUCCUUUCUUAAACCCAUAUGAAGAGUUUCAGAGAUUUAAGAAUCACCCUGCUAUAAGACCACUGCUCGAAGGAGGUACUGUCCUCGAGUAUGGUGCUCGCACAUUGAACGAAGGUGGUUAUCAGUCUAUACCAUAUCCAGUUUUCCCUGGUGGAGCAAUCAUUGGAUGUUCUGCAGGCUUCCUAAAUGUACCAAAAAUUAAAGGAUCCCACACUGCCAUGAAAUCAGGAAUGCUAGCGGCAGAAUCUGUAUUCCGCACACUGCAUGAAGGCUCGCCAUUAGAGGACUUAUGGGAUGCUUUAAGAAAAUCCUGGAUAUGGGAAGAACUUUAUAAUGCAAGAAACUAUCGACCAGCAUUUGAGUAUGGUCUUUAUGGUGGUUUGGUACUCAGUGCUUUAGAACAUUAUAUAAUGAGGGGAAAAUCUCCGUGGACUCUGAAGCAUGGAAAACCUGAUCACGAAGCAACCGAUGAAGCACGAUUCUGGCAACCAAUUGACUAUCCAAAGCCUGAUGGUGUAGUUUCGUUCGAUGUACCAACUUCGCUGUAUCGGAGCAACACAAAUCAUGAUCACGAUCAACCAUCUCACCUUCGACUGAGGGACUCAGAAAUCCCCGAACAAGUAAAUUUACCUGUGUAUGCUGCGCCAGAGUCAAGAUACUGCCCAGCACGUGUCUACGAGUACAUAGCAGACGAGAACGGCCAUCAAAAGCUACAAAUCAAUGCUCAAAACUGUCUGCACUGCAAGGCUUGUGAUAUUAAGGACCCUAAACAGAAUAUAAAGUGGACAGUGCCAGAAGGUGGAGGUGGACCAGCCUACACACUCAUGUAAAUUCAUUCUUAGCCAAGACUUACAUAUGCCUGCAUACAUAUCUAUCUAUCUAUCUAUCUAUCUCCAUAUAUAUAUAUAUAUAUACAUAUAUAUGAUGUGAUUUAAUAAAUUCUGAUAAAAGGGGAGUUACCCUUUCCACUAAUAAGUUACCCUUUCCAAAAUA